AUUCACUUCUUUAACCAUGGUUGGAAACAAGUUUUUAUUGAUUUUCAUGAUCUGCGGUUUUGGCUCCUCUGUAGGAUGUCCCAAUCACUGGAUACGAUAUUCAAACAACUGUUAUCUGUUCGUCACUCGUUAUCCUUUGGAAUGGAUUGAUGCAAUGGUAUUUUGCAAGGCGUACGGGGCAAAAUUAGCAGAGGUAAAAUCGUCAUCAGUAAACAACUUUCUUAAGCAUGAAGCUAGGCGCCUUACACAUGGCUCAGGAAAAUUUUGGAUUGGAGGCACUGAUAUCUUUACUGAAAGAGUCUGGAAAUGGAUGGGUAGUAACAGCAGGUUUUAUUAUUCUAACUGGGGGCCUGGAGAACCUAAUUCUAGCCAAGAGCAUUGAGUGCAUUUGUUUGGGAGGUACAAUUAUGCUUGGAAUGAUUCGAGAUGUCAAUACAGAUAUCAUUUUAUUUGUCAAAAAACUGCAUAAUUAAGUGUCAGUAUCAAAAUAUAAAG
Messenger RNA from Saccostrea cuccullata (small rock oyster), 495 nucleotides. RefSeq names its product ladderlectin-like. The coding region runs from base 17 to 382 and encodes 121 amino acids. The record is from RefSeq and is a predicted model, not a curated record. The transcript has 4 exons. Lineage: Eukaryota; Metazoa; Mollusca; Bivalvia; Ostreida; Ostreidae.